GUACCAGAGUGCUUCUCGCAACAAGCUCAUCAAUUUAAAGUUCUUGCGAUUGAUGAUGUAGUUGUGAAGCUCAAUGAGAGAGAUUCUUGUGUCAGAAUUGACAAUAAGUUGGUUUUAGUCCAAAACAUUGUUGAGGAUAAAGGUGCAGUAUACCUUGUGGGCAAUGAAUAUAAACAGGUGGAACACUUCUUUAAAUAUCCUAUUGAUUCAAAAGAGUUGGGAAUUUAUGUGGCUUCCAACCUCUCCACAAAUGUCAAGUGUUUCAUGACAGGAAAGAAGCUGCAGAAGUAUGUGAGAUUGCCAUUCCGAAACAAAUUUGUUGUUGUUCCACUCCUGCAUCAAGAGAAAUAACUCUGAAGAUGCUUGUGUAUAAUAGUUGGCUAAGGAAUAUCAUUCUUGUCUCUUUAGAUGUUUCACAUUGUUGUCUUUGACAAGACAAAUGAGGUUAAAGUUGAGCCUUCAGUCUGGAUUAAAAAUGGAGAGUGCAUGUGGCCUCCAAAUAAGAUAGAUAUAACAAAAGCUGUGAAAUCACAGGAGAUUCCUGGAGAUGACUGGAAGCCCCAUAAGGCCAGAAUUAUUUUCACGUCACAUGACUACAAGGAAGCUAGACGUAAACUACCUCUUGCUGUUGAUCACACAGACAUUGAUCAGACCGAUGGAGGAGACUCACCAAUUACAUUUCAAAGAAAAAGAAUACCCAAGAACAUUCUUUUCCCUGGAAAAGACGACGACUAUGAUAAUGCGAUGGAAGAGCACCUGAAAGAACCAAAAUCAAGAAAAGGAAGGUAUUCUAUACCCGAUGCUCCGAAAAUUGCUAGACAUGCCAACAAAUUAGACCCAGGAAAGCCAAACUGCCCUAAGAUCUUCCACAGUACUCUUGACCUCCGCAAUGAUGAGAUGGAAGGCAUUAAAGGAACAAAGUCCAAAAAAAAGAGGUAUGCUUUACCUAAUGCUCCAGUGAUCUGUAGGGAACAGAUUUCUCCUGCAGUAGACAACCUCCACCUUAGUGGCCAAGGCAGAACUGACCUUCGUCCACGCGAUCAUAGCAGUCCUGAUGUUAGCCCACAUGGCCAAAGCAGUCCUCACCUUCGUCCACAUGGCCAAAGCAGUCCUCACCUUCGUCCACAUGGCCAAAGCAGUCCUCACCUUCGUCCACAUGGCCAAAAGAGUCCCAAUCUUCUCCCAAGUUGCUACAGUCCUGACUUGUAUGCAGAUUGCCACAAGACUCCUGAGAUCCACUCAAGUCAGCAGACCAGCAUUGCUAUGUUAUGUUCUCUCCGAGAGUUGUAA
This is a messenger RNA of Carassius carassius (crucian carp), 1290 nucleotides long. RefSeq lists its product as uncharacterized. Lineage: Eukaryota; Metazoa; Chordata; Actinopteri; Cypriniformes; Cyprinidae. Bases 409 to 1290 code for a protein of 293 amino acids. The record is from RefSeq and is a predicted model, not a curated record. The transcript is spliced from 5 exons.